AUGGCCGACGGUCUGCAGAUGGGAAACCUUUCCCUCAACGAGUCCCAGCACGCCCCCGCCGGUAACGCUCCUGGCGCUGGCCGUGCCGCCUACAUUCCUCCACACCUCCGCCAGCGUGGUCCCGGUCCUGCUCCUGCCAACGUGGAUCCUGCUGCUGCUCCCGCCGGCGGCUUUGGUGGCCCUCGUGGUCCCCCCGGUGGAAAAUGGGCUAAUGCUAACGCCCCCGACUUCAGCCCUCGCGGCCCCGCUAAUGGAUCUUAUGGUGGCGGCAACUACAGUGGUGGAGGUGCUCAGCAAGGCCGUGGCUCUGGCGAUGGCCAGUGGCGCGACGGCAAGCACAUUCCCGGUCCCGCCAACGCCCGCGUGGAGCGUGAGCUUUUCGGUGUUCCCAACGACCCCUCCAAGCAGCAGACUGGUAUUAACUUCGCCAACUACGAUGACAUUCCCGUCGAGGCCUCCGGUAACGACGUCCCCGAGCCCGUUUCUCAGUUCACCAACCCCCCUCUGGACGACCACCUGAUCUCCAACAUUAAGCUCGCCAGCUAUGUUAUCCCCACCCCUGUCCAGAAGUACUCUGUCCCCAUUGUCAUGGGUGGCCGUGAUCUUAUGGCUUGUGCCCAGACCGGUUCCGGAAAGACUGGUGGUUUCCUUUUCCCCAUCCUCUCCCAGGCUUUCAAGAACGGUCCCUCCGCUACCCCUACUUCUGCGGGUGGUCAGUACAGCUACGGCCGUCAGCGCAAGGCUUACCCUACUUCCCUCAUUCUUGCUCCUACUCGUGAGCUUGUCUCUCAGAUCUUCGAUGAGGCCCGCAAGUUUGCUUACCGCUCUUGGGUCCGCCCCUGUGUCGUGUACGGUGGUGCCGACAUCGGUUCCCAGCUUCGCCAGAUUGAGCGUGGCUGCGAUCUUCUCGUUGCUACUCCCGGUCGUCUCGUCGAUUUGAUUGAGCGUGGCCGUAUCUCCCUCGCUAACAUCAAGUACCUUGUUCUUGACGAGGCUGACCGCAUGUUGGACAUGGGUUUCGAGCCCCAGAUUCGCCGUAUCGUUGAGGGUGAGGAUAUGCCUCUUGUCCAGGACCGCCAGACUCUCAUGUUCUCGGCCACUUUCCCCCGCGACAUCCAGAUGCUUGCUCGCGACUUCCUCAAGGACUACAUCUUCUUGUCCGUCGGUCGUGUCGGAUCUACCUCUGAGAACAUUACCCAGAAAGUCGAGUACGUCGAGGACGCUGACAAGCGCUCUGUCCUCCUGGACAUCCUCCACACUCACGGCAGCACUGGUCUGACCCUCAUCUUCGUGGAGACCAAGCGUAUGGCCGACUCCCUCUCCGACUUCCUCAUCAACCAGCGUUUCCCCGCUACCGCCAUUCACGGUGACCGCACCCAGCGCGAGCGUGAGCGUGCUCUGGAGCUCUUCCGUAACGGCCGCUGCCCCAUCCUGGUUGCCACUGCUGUUGCUGCCCGUGGUCUCGAUAUCCCCAACGUGACCCACGUCAUCAACUACGAUCUUCCCACCGACAUUGACGACUACGUCCACCGUAUCGGUCGUACCGGUCGUGCUGGUAACACCGGUAUCGCCACUGCCUUCUUCAACCGUGGCAACCGCGGUGUUGUCCGUGACUUGCUCGAACUCCUCAAGGAGGCCCACCAGGAGGUUCCCUCUUUCCUGGAGAGCAUUGCCCGCGAGGGCAGCGGCUUCAGUGGCCGUGGUGGACGCGGUGGUGGCCGCGGCCGUGGCUCCAACGCCACUCGUGACAUGCGUCGCGUUCCCGGUGGUAUGGGUAUGGGCGGUGGCUUCGGCGGCGGCUCUGGUUACGGCGGUGCUGCCGCUGGCUCUACUCCCUCCUACGGUGGUAGCUAUGGCGGUGGUGCUCCCUCCUACGGCGGCGGCGGCUACGGCGGCGGUGGUGGCUACGGCAACCCCUCCGGCUCCUCCGGUCCCUCUUCCUGGUGGUAA
This is a messenger RNA of Penicillium canescens, 1950 nucleotides long. Its product is annotated as DEAD/DEAH box helicase. Bases 1 to 1950 code for a protein of 649 amino acids. The transcript has 3 exons. Lineage: Eukaryota; Fungi; Ascomycota; Eurotiomycetes; Eurotiales; Aspergillaceae. The record is from RefSeq and is a predicted model, not a curated record. Gene Ontology annotation, cellular component: nucleus. Gene Ontology annotation, molecular function: ATP binding; RNA binding; RNA helicase activity.